AUGGCCCAGGACAUCCCCAAGUCGCCAUCUGCUUCUCCAUUCGCUUCUCCAUGGCUGAGAAGAAGCUCAUUCUUAUCCCCCACCAUGAUUCAAAGCGAAGACAUUUCCAUCUAUGAAACCCCCAAUUUCAUGGGGGGAGGAAACCACAGCAUUAUAUCUCUCAAGGAGGCACAAGGGUUCAUUUUCAACCAGGAUUUGUUUGCCUCUCCAUACCAGCAGCUGCAGGCGGCCGCUAGAGAACGACGACUCCGGGCUGCUAGUUUUAGCGACCAAAAACGUUCAACUAAAACAAAUUCACUGCAGCAGCAAGGUAUGGAUCCGCGGAGAAGACACACAUCGUACGAUAGUUGUCGACCGGUUUUUGUUACUAGUUACAGUAGAAUGGACCACAACGAAAACGACGAUGAAGAUGACGAUGUUUUCAUGGAUACGGUUGAAGAUGAAAGCGACGAAGACUCUGACGAGAAUCUAGACGAGUACGACGAAGUGGAAGACGAUGGCCAUUACGGGGGCUCUUCAGGCCAAAGAUACAAGGUUCAUGUGACGGAGAUUGUGGUGGAUAACGAUAACAGUAUAUUUCCAGAUUAG
This is a messenger RNA of Meyerozyma guilliermondii ATCC 6260, 588 nucleotides long. RefSeq lists its product as uncharacterized. The coding region runs from base 1 to 588 and encodes 195 amino acids. The record is from RefSeq and is a predicted model, not a curated record. NCBI's taxonomy places the organism in Eukaryota, Fungi, Ascomycota, Pichiomycetes, Serinales, Debaryomycetaceae. The transcript has a single exon.